Triplophysa dalaica is the source of this 1810-nucleotide messenger RNA. RefSeq names its product alpha-tocopherol transfer protein-like. NCBI's taxonomy places the organism in Eukaryota, Metazoa, Chordata, Actinopteri, Cypriniformes, Nemacheilidae. Gene Ontology annotation, molecular function: phosphatidylinositol bisphosphate binding. The record is from RefSeq and is a predicted model, not a curated record. The transcript is spliced from 5 exons. Bases 80 to 940 code for a protein of 286 amino acids. Gene Ontology annotation, cellular component: membrane.
GUGCGGCUCUUUCCCUGCCCCUCUUACGUAAGCUGCGGGUCUGAGGGGAGAACAUGCAACUCGAUCGGGUCCCGCAGACAUGAAGUCUGCCGAAGUUGAAAACAUUGAAGAAUUAAAUAGUUUGUCUAUUGAUUCCAGUCGGAUUGAAGUGUACUUGACAAAGCUUAAACAAAAAGCAAAGGCAGAAGCAAGCAUUGGACACUUGGAUUUGUCUAAAGCGUUUUUGAUACAGUUUCUGAGGGCGAGAGACUUUGAUGUUGAACUGGCGCUCAAGCUGUUGAUUAACUACCACAAAUGGAGACAAGAAUGUCCUGAAAUUACUGCUGAUCUGCGGCCAUCAUCCGUCAUAGGUCUUCUCCAAAACAAUUACCAUGGAGUUCUGAAAUCACGAGAUGACGCUGGAAGCCGAGUUUUAAUCUACAGGAUUGGUCAGUGGAACACCAAAGAAUUUACAGCUUAUGAUGUUUUUCGUGUGAGCCUCAUAACAUCAGAGUUAAUUGUUCAAGAAUGUGAGACUCAAAAAAAUGGACUUAAAGCUAUAUUCGAUCUCCAAGGGUGGUGCUUUGCUCACGCUCUGCAGACCAAUCCUUCUUUGGCAAAAAAGAUAUCGUCUGUGCUUACAGACUCCUUUCCUUUGAAAGUUCGUGGCAUUCAUUUGAUAAAUGAGCCCAUUUUUUUCCGUCCGGUCUUUGCCAUGAUUCGCCCAUUCCUGCCAGACAAAAUCAAACAACGGAUUCAUAUGCAUGGUAGUUCAUAUACCCGGAGUCUCUGUGGUUGUUUUCCGAAAGCUAUCCUCCCUCCUGAGUAUGGUGGCACAGGACCCUGCAUAGAUGAAGUGUGUCAAGAAUGGACUGAGUACAUUGUGGAGUCUGAAGACUAUCUACAAAAGGUCUCAGACUUUGGUGGAGGAGAUACUUCACAAUGUUCUGCCCACAAAUGAUUUCAACAAAGGCACUUAUUGUUUUUGUAAAACAGUUCACUUAGUAUUGGUGAAAUUUAUCACCCUAUUUCUAGGAUUGAAUGGGGCAGCUUUUAAAAGUGUUUUAUAUUCCAGACUGGAAAGGCCACUUUCACAGUCAAAAGUGACAUUCCCGCAGUUACUUAUUUUAACGGAAUCAUACGUUUGCAUAAUUUUAUUGAACUGUAUAUCUUACAGAUAUUGCAAGUAUUUAAUAUACCUCUGAAGGUAAAAAUCAAGAGAUGUCUAUUUGCACAAGCUGCUUUCAUCUGAAGAUAAAUCAUUCUGAAGGAAAUGGUGAAUGACACAACCUGUAAUGUAAUCUGAAAUAUUAAAGUGCCUUUGCUACCUUCUCUUCAGAAUUACCAGUUUAGAUUUCCAUAACAAUGGACAUAACUCAGGAAGAAAAUCUUUGUGCUUCUGGAAGUUUUAUACAAAGCGUAAGUUCAGCAACACAAUUUUCUUGUAGCAGUUUAAAUCGGUCAUUCUGACUGAAAAAAGUGAAUGAAUCAGAUGUAAAUAAAUGUUUUAAAACUAGCUACAUUUUAUAUAAACAACUUAAUACAUGCACUUAUUAGGCAACACCAUGAAGUGAGCGAGUGAAGCUACACUUUGGCCUAAUGCCUUUUGUUCACUCUUGAGCAAAUAUGGUCAGGGACUGGUGACCUUAUACUUGAUAUCAUUGUGUUUACAGAUUUACUUGAAUUUCUGAAACACUAGAUCUAUUUUUACUGCCUGUGUAUUUAUACGUGUUUGAGAAAUUGACUGUUUUACAUUUCUGUACAUUGUCGUAAUAAAGAAUAGCUACGCAGACACAAUGUGUGGCUCAAAUAAACAACCAGAAAAUUGCAA